GGUCUAUUUGACAGGCGUUCCCAGCUGCCGGAGUCACAGAAACUGGCAGACGAACAGAAGACAUGUGUGGAAUAUUUGCCUAUCUCAACUACCACGUGCCAAGGACUCGCCGAGAGGUCCUUGAAAUCCUCCUGAAAGGCCUGCGGCGUCUGGAGUACAGAGGCUACGACUCUGCCGGUGUGGGCAUUGAUGGCGGUAACAGCAAGGAGUGGGAGACCAAUGCCAAAGCCAUCCAACUAAUCAAACAGCGUGGAAAAGUCAAGGCUCUGGAUGAGGAGAUCCACAAACAGCAGGAUAUUGACCUCGAUGUGGAGUUUGAUGUUCACCUCGGCAUUGCUCACACCCGCUGGGCCACCCAUGGAGAGCCAAGCCCUGUUAACAGCCAUCCGCACAGAUCAGACAAGAACAAUGAAUUCAUUGUCAUUCACAAUGGCAUCAUCACCAACUAUAAAGACCUAAGGAAAUUCCUGUUGAGCAAAGGCUAUGAGUUUGAGUCGGAGACGGACACAGAGUCCAUAGCCAAGCUGGUGAAGUACAUGUACGAUAACAGGGAGAGUGAUGACAUCAGUUUUGCCACUCUGGUGGAAAGGGUGACCCAGCAACUGGAAGGUGCUUUUGCCCUGGUCUUUAAGAGUGUUCACUACCCCGCCGAGGCAGUGGGCACAAGGAGGGGAAGUCCUCUCCUGAUUGGUGUGCGAAGUGACCACAAGCUGUCUACAGACCAUAUUCCUGUGGUUUAUCGCUCAUCUGGCAAAGACAAGAAGGGCUGCAGUUCCCUUCCCAGGGUCGACCAGGACACCUGCCUGUUCCCUGUGGAUGAGAAAGCUGUUGAGUACUACUUUGCCUCUGAUGCAAGUGCUGUAAUAGAACACACAAAUCGGGUGAUCUUUCUGGAAGACGAUGAUGUGGCUGCUGUGACAGAUGGACGGCUGUCUAUCCAUAGGAUAAAACGCCGGGCUGGAGACUACCCGGCCCGCGCUAUCCAGACCCUGCAAAUGGAGCUGGAACAGAUCAUGAAAGGAAACUACAGCUCCUUUAUGCAGAAGGAAAUCUUUGAGCAGCCAGAGUCCGUUGUCAAUACUAUGAGAGGAAGAGUCAACUUUGACAACAACACAGUGACACUGGGUGGACUGAAGGACCACAUCAAAGAGAUCCAGAGAUGUCGACGCCUCAUCCUUAUUGCAUGUGGCACCAGCUACCAUGCAGGUGUAGCGACUCGUCAGGUCCUGGAGGAGCUGACAGAGCUGCCUGUUAUGGUGGAGCUAGCCAGCGACUUCCUGGACCGGAACACACCGGUUUUCCGAGACGAUGUCUGCUUCUUUAUCAGCCAGUCAGGGGAGACUGCUGAUAGCCUAAUGGCCCUACGUUACUGUAAGGAGAGAGGGGCUCUGACUGUGGGUGUCACCAACACAGUGGGCAGCUCCAUUUCACGAGAGACUGACUGUGGAGUGCACAUCAAUGCUGGCCCUGAGAUUGGAGUGGCGAGCACCAAGGCUUACACGAGCCAGUUUGUUGCCCUGAUCAUGUUUGCUCUGAUGAUGUGUGAUGACCGGAUUUCCAUGCAGCCAAGGCGUCGUGAGAUCAUUCAGGGUCUGAAAGUGCUUCCGGAUCUGAUCAAGGAGGUCCUCAGUUUGGAUGAUGAGAUCCAGAAACUGGCAACAGAGCUGUACCAUCAGAAGAGCGUACUGAUCAUGGGCAGAGGCUACCAUUAUGCUACCUGCCUGGAAGGAGCUCUGAAAAUCAAAGAGAUCACUUACAUGCAUUCUGAAGGCAUCCUGGCUGGGGAGUUGAAACAUGGUCCGCUGGCUCUGGUGGACAAGCUCAUGCCAGUCAUCAUGAUCAUCAUGAAAGACCACACCUACAUCAAAUGUCAGAACGCCCUGCAGCAAGUCGUCGCCCGCCAGGGCCGCCCCAUCGUGAUCUGUGACCGCGACGAUUACGAGAGCAUCAGCAACUCGUGCCGCACCAUCAAAGUGCCUCACUGCGUGGACUGCCUGCAGGGCAUCCUGAGCGUCAUCCCCCUGCAGCUGCUCUCUUUCCACCUGGCUGUGCUCCGAGGUUACGACGUGGACUGUCCAAGAAACCUGGCCAAGUCUGUGACAGUGGAGUGAACCUCAUAGCAGGCUGGAGGACACGCAGCGAAGGAGUGAAGUAGAAAACAUCCUGUUUGCGUGUCUGGCUUAAUGCGUCUACUUUUAUGCACCAUUUUACUUGUAUCUCACUGUCGCAUCUUUCUGUAUCUCACUGUUAGACUUCUUGGUGUUAUCGUAGGCUGGUGGCAGUAAUGUCUGGGCUGGCACUGAUAAAGGUAUCCUCCUGGCUCUGACUUGGUGCACCUGUAGCAUCAAACUGGAGUUUCCUGCGUCCCAAGUUAUGUAGCCAACCAGUGAGCAAAUUAAUUUGAUAGGAAGCAUUUUGGAGCUGAUGUUGCUGACUGAUGGAACUUAUUGGCUCCAUCCUUCUUAAGUGCAAUGAUUUGUAGUUUAGUUGGCGUCUUUCUUUCUGUUUGGCAGCUACUCGUUUGAAGUUUGACAUUUUUUCUGGCCCCACGAGUCAUAAUUGCUGCAAUCACUGGAUGACAGUUUUGACACUGUUGGAUUUAUGUGCACACACCAGUUACUGAAGUAGCAGCGUCCGGUCUUGGUGUUACGGUAGCUCCAUCCACAUUCCGGUCAUAUGAGCUUGAUGGGCUCGCUACUCUUGUUACAUUAUUUUCAUGCCACAUUUAUAUUUUCGAGACAAUUUCAUGCAAUUGUAAUUGUAAGUAAAGUUUCCGGUUGAUUGUUAUUGUAUUGCGGCUCUAGUUGACUUGCUUACACAAUGAAGCGAUACCAGUGAGAUGAAGUUACUUCAAGAAGAACUCGGUGAGUGCCAGCCCACACCCUUCCACCAUGACUGCAAACACAAUAUUGGGACCAUUUGUAGCUACUGUUAAUUUUAUACUUGUUUAUUUUCUUGAGAGAAAUCAGAAUUUUUGUAUUGUUUGAUCGGAAAUUUGAAUGUUACCGAAAAAUGUCCUGUAAAACCAAACAUGCUGUCAGUUUGAACGGAACCAAAACAUAUAUAUUGAUGAUGUUUGUGCUAUGUUUUUUUGUAGCAUACUUAAUGUGGUGGCAGCGUGUUACACUGUAGAUGCUUUAGCUGCAAAGAGAUGCACAGCUGUGAAGGAGCAGGAGCUGCCAGAGAUAACAUUUUUACUGCUUGUCACCUUUUGCUUUUGACAUUCAUCUUGCUUCUGCAAUCGAGCCUUAAUCUAAAACGUGCAUGUCUCCCCAACAUCGAGCUUUUAUUUGGCAAUGGGUAUAUUUAAUUGAAAUCAUUGAUGUUAGCUGGGGGGGGGGGCACUAUUUGUUAGCACGGUUGAUGCAGUACAGAGUCAACAACCUCUCUUCAAGUGAGCUCAUUGGAUGAUAUGGCGCUGCACAUUUGGAACGAAAUACUGACCUUUGUGCUGUAUAGUUGGAUUCAAAUUAAAUCUGCAUUUAAACUGACAUUAAAAUGAUAUAAGAUAUGCA
This is a messenger RNA of Doryrhamphus excisus (bluestripe pipefish), 3515 nucleotides long. Its product is annotated as glutamine--fructose-6-phosphate aminotransferase [isomerizing] 1. Gene Ontology annotation, molecular function: L-glutamine:D-fructose-6-phosphate transaminase (isomerizing) activity; carbohydrate derivative binding. Gene Ontology annotation, biological process: carbohydrate derivative biosynthetic process; UDP-N-acetylglucosamine metabolic process; fructose 6-phosphate metabolic process. Lineage: Eukaryota; Metazoa; Chordata; Actinopteri; Syngnathiformes; Syngnathidae. The record is from RefSeq and is a predicted model, not a curated record.